ACCAGACACCCAAUCAGCUCUGUGUGUGUGUAUGGUCAGGCAGACCGUGAAAGUUGCCCUGGAGGGAACCUGGGAGCUUUAUAAACAGGCAUUGCCUUCAAAGGGAGCCAAAGACACAGAUCAGUGCUACGGUCAAGUCCAGGAACUACUGCACAGAGUCUUGUCAUUCUUUGAAUGUUGUAACUCAGUAAAAUGGGCCUGAGCUACUCCAGGACUCAUCAUAAGGUGACAAAAGUGGCACCAGUGCAAACCAAAGAGGAGGUGCCUCCUUCCCCUUGCACUGCUGCGGUAUGUGGACUUCACAGCACCCUGGACGAGAGAAGUUUAUGGUCAUUUGCAGCCAUGGAGGAGAGAAAUCCAGUGUUUCAAAGGCAGCUUCCACCCCUAAGAGAAACGCUGUAUGGCAGAUGCUCCACAGUGCCCAGACCCAUUUCAUUUGACAUCAUGAUGGAAAAGGGAGAAACAAGUAUUAUUAAACAGCAUCCACCUCGAAGACUCCAAAAGCUGGAACCCGCUGACCUUCCGCAAGUAAUCACUUCUGAAAAGCUCCUCAGCCAGCAGGAAGGGGCAGCAGCCCAAAAAGCAAAGGAGCUGGAGAAGCGAGUGCAAACUGCAAAAUAUACGUCUGGAAGACGACAGCACUUACACAAGCUGCAGAUGUUAGAAAUGAACCGCAAGCGAGAAGAGAUGAAUCAUUUACAAAGCCAGGAGGAACUGCAGAAAAGUCUCCACAGGGAGGAAAAAAUCAACAAACAAAAAACAAGGGAGCUCAAGGCUAAGAAAGUCCUCAAAAAUCUUCAGAGAAACAAUUGCUCUGAAGGUGAAGACCUUGUCCCCGUUGAGCAUGAUCAAACUUUUAAUGGAGACCAUGGAAAUACAUGGGAUGGAGAAUUCUUGGAGCCACACGAGAUGGCUGAAUCCUAUCCCAGUCAGAGCAGUAAAGUGGAAAUGUGGUUCGUAAAGCAUCAGGAUCCAAGAGAUCUAUUCUGGGACAGCUCUAGCACUGAUUCAGAUGACUGGAAAAGAGAAGAGAGAAAGCUGGGUCACAAACCUGCACUAGUGAGAACCAAGACAGAGAGAAUCCCUCUGUUUGAUGAGUUCUUUGAUAAGGAAUUCUAACUGCAAACGAUCCGGAUGGGACUGGAGUCAUGCAUUGAAAAAACUCAGCUCUCUGAUUAUGCUUUAAACCCACUGGAUGGAUAGCCUGAUGCUGUUAAGAAUUACUUCUUUUGUGAAGUAAAUAGUUUGUGCAAGUAUGAAGAAAUACAAAGGAACACUGCAGAUACAGAUAUGACUAAACCCAUUUAUCUUUGCAGGUCUCGAAGGGCCACCAUUGUGAAGGUGCAUCUGCUUUGUGGAAAGAUAUAAUGAGAAAUUCAGGGGAAUAUACAACAAUAUACUGGAACUGAAAUUAUUUAUCAUGCAGCUGUUUUAACGCAGCUAAGAUGGGGGUACAUAGGGGAAUGCCACUGAACAAGAAAUAAAGGGUAACAUUAGUCCUACACUCCUGAGACAGGCAAAAUGCCUAUUGAUUUUGGCAGGAGUUUUGUGUGAGUUUGGAUUGUAGGAUCAGAUGACCCAACUCUCAGGAGAAUUACUCCCUCCUCUUGUCUCGUCCCCCUGCUCACCUUAUUACCUUUGCUCUGCCACCUUCUCUUUUAAGAGCCUCUUUGGGGGAGAAACAUCUUCAAGGUAGCUCAUAGGCCCUAGCCUGGCACAUCCUCACCCUUUUGUCCUAUUGAAAUUUACGUGUACCUAAGCACAGGCACAAGAGGAAUUGUGGAACUAACAAAACACCUGCCUUACCUUGCCAUUCAGUCACACUGUGACCUCGCCAUCCUUCUGUCAGUAUGUCAUCUAAUUAGCACAAGAUCUGCAAGUGACCUUUGGUUGGAUUCUGACUGCACUUAUACCAGCAUAACUUCGUUGACUUCAGUAGAACUACUCUUGAUUUAUAAAGAUAUCAGGGCACAGUUGGGCCUGUUGCCACCAUCUGUCUAUAAAGAACCUAGCAACAAACAGUAAAUAAAGAUAAUUGAUUCUAAACCCACAUUCCUUUCCCACAAUUUUCAACCUCUUUUAUCCUUCAAAUUAGGACAUUUAUUGUCUAUAUACUUAGACAGCCCCAUCGUUGUAAUGCUGAGCAACUCACAAACAAUGAAUUUAGCUCACAGCAUCCUUGUUAGGUAGCUCAGUAUUACAAUUCCUAUUUUACAGAUGUGGACUCAUAUAGAGAAAUAUUAUGGUUGGGAUUUUCAUAGAAGUCUAGGGGAGUUAGAUACCCACUGCCAACUGUAUUUCAUUGGGAUUUAGGUCUUUAACUCCCUUAGGCUCUUUUCAAAUUCCCAGCCUAAGUGGCUUGGCCAGGGUCAGAAAGUCUGUAGCGGAGACUAGAUUUGAAUCCAGAUAUCCUGAGUUCCAGUUCAGAGUCUUAACUGUAGGCUUGUACUUCCUUAUCCCCUCUAUCCAUGCAUGUAACUGCCAUGUAAUGAGGUGGACUAGAUUGUCACAAUGGUUCUUUCUGGCUUUAUAAUCUAUGAAUUUUUGCAUCUCUGCCUGCUUCAACCAUGAGAAAAUAACUGACACUGUCCCAAAAGUUCAGACUACGUACAGUGAUUUCAUGACAAAACCCCUACAAAGCAAACUGAAACAAAAUCAAAUCAAAUGUUAAAAUUAAACCAAAAAAAGAGAUUAAUUUUGAGAAGACAACAAUGUAAAUAGUAAAGGUAGCUAAUGACUAACGACUGUUUUACUUGGAUUCUAUGUUUUAAAAUAAAUACCUCUGUGAACGCUUUCCAGAUCUCACUUAACCACCAUGAAUAGGAAAAUAUUGUGAAAGCUUUAUUAGGUAUAGACAAAAGUCAAUGGUUUAAUGGGAUGGAACAAUUAACCUGGCACUGGGCUAUACAUCUGUCCUCUGAAUGAUUCCACAUAUUUCCCUCUUGUGUUCCCAUCUGUCAACAAUUAAGCUAUAAUUGGUGGAAAUGCAAUUUAUCCUAGACAGUGCUGAUUAGUUUAGCGAUAGUUGGGUUGCAAGCAUAUGGAAACACUGCACACGAAUAGGAAUAUGUGGAAUAAUCAGCCCUUGUCACAUGUUUUAUAGGAGGGAAAGAUAGGUAACAUUAAUGAAUCAAAAUGAUUAUGUCUGACAUACACUUAUCUAUGGGAAAAUGUUUGCUGUUUUUCUUGUAGUUCAGAGUUCUUUGAUGCCAAUAAUGACAAAUUUCAAAUGUAUUGAUUUAUUCUAAACAAUUGUAACCUGUACAGAAGCAGACUACAACUCAUUUUUACUCUGAUACUUUCUAACACUGGAAAUUAAAAUGCUUUCCUUUCUGUUGAGCCUGGAAUUUAGACAGGUUUCAGAGUAACAGCCGUGUUAGUCUGUAUUCGCAAAAAGAAAAGGAGUACUUGUGGCAUCUUAGAGACUAACCAAUUUAUUUGAGCAUGAGCUUUCGUGAGCUACAGCUCACUGCAUCGGAUGCAUACCGUGGAAUGAAGUGAGCUGUAGCUCACGAAAGCUCAUGCUCAAAUAAAUUGGUUAGUCUCUAAGGUGCCACAAGUCCUCCUUUUCUUUCUGGAAUUUAGAGUCUCCUACACACACACACACAUACACCAGCUAUAGCUCCACAAAAGAAUUUUGAUUGUAGUGGUUAUCUUUGGAGAGCCACGGAUUUCAGAUGGUGGCUACCUUCCUAUAAUUUUAAAGGUAUGUCAUUAUGAUUGGCUAUUUAUACUGGGUGAAAUUCACCCCAAAGAGAGGGGUAAAUUUCACCUAGUAAGAACAUCCACACACAACACCAGCACAUAACACUGGCCAAUUUUGCCUUCUAUUUGGCAUACCCUCAUUCAUUAUAAUUCUAAUGCAACAGAAACCCUCAUAUCUGCUUUAGGAGACAUAACUCCACUCAAGCCUUAACAUAAUGGAAGAAAGAAAAGGAGUACUUGUGGCACCUUAGAGACUAACCAAUUACCACAAUUUCAGCCCGUGCACGUCGGCGGAAGCACUCUAUGUAGAAGUCCAGUCUGCUGUUUCGACCUUCAGGAGGAGUCCAUUGGUUAGUCUCUAAGGUGCCACAAGUCCUCCUUUUCUUUUUGCGAAUACAGACUAACACGGCUGUUACUCUGAAACCUGUCAUAAUGGAAGAAGUGUCAUCAGGAGCAUGCAUAACUUUCGGAGCUGUCUGUAGUUUAAUGACUAGUACGAGUCAUUACAUUACAUUACAUUACAUUACCCCAUUAUUGUACCCCAGUACAAUAAUGGGGUAUUUUUAAAAGAGGAAAUAGAUUUCUGGAGGACAUUUUCUACCAGUCCUUAAGAAUGUUAAAGCUCAAGUGAAACCCUAACAUGAAAAUCUGAUGUAAGCACAGAUUUAUUCAAUGGUAAAAAGCUGUGUUAAUGUAGAGUUAAGAUUGCUGGAUGGUAUGUCAUCCCAUUGCACAACACUGAAUUGAGCAAAACUCAAACUUCUGAAAACCAGGAAAUGGAGAAUUAAGGUUGCCCAUGCAACCUUAACUCUGCUUUUGUUCAGCAAUGUCCCAAUACACCCUGUGACCACACCUAUCUUUACUCUGCCAGCCCCAUUCACGCUUACCCACAAAAUCCCAUGUAACACUAUUAAAGGACAAAAAUGAAAAAAAAAAUUGGCAGUACUAACUUGUGUUGGGGUAUAAAAAUGUAUCUCAAAGAAAGUAUCUUUGUCUGGUCUAGAGAAGAAUGGUCUAGAGUGAAAGUCCUGCCAUUCACUGAGGUGGUCCACUGUUAUGGACAUACAUGUAUUAGUGGUCUGGUAGAGUCUGUGGGAUAUUAGUACUGUGCUUCAUCGACAAUAAACCUGGCUGGGUGCCUUUGUCCCUUAA
Molecule: messenger RNA, 4857 nt
Organism: Caretta caretta (loggerhead turtle)
Lineage: Eukaryota; Metazoa; Chordata; Testudines; Cheloniidae
Gene: CCDC198
Product: coiled-coil domain containing 198
Source: RefSeq, a predicted model, not a curated record